CAUACUAAGCAACCCUGCUCGUUUGACAGCCAGUUCUGCCUUCUUUUUUAAUUUCCGGUUCACACAAGUGUUGCUGAUCUUUUAACCACAUCAGAAUGGCUCCUAGAAAGGCUAAAGCUCCCAAGGAAGAGGUGCAGGUCCAGCUGGGACCACAGGUUCGUGACGGUGAGGUCGUCUUUGGAGUUGCCCACAUCUAUGCCAGCUUCAACGACACUUUCGUCCAUGUCACCGAUUUGUCUGGUCGUGAAACCAUUGCCCGUGUCACCGGAGGCAUGAAGGUGAAGGCUGAUCGUGAUGAAGCUUCCCCCUACGCCGCUAUGUUGGCUGCCCAGGAUGUUGCUGAGAAAUGCAAGACCCUUGGAAUUACAGCUCUUCACAUCAAGCUGCGCGCUACCGGAGGCAACAAGACGAAGACGCCUGGACCCGGUGCCCAGUCGGCUCUGCGUGCCCUGGCUCGUUCAUCGAUGAAGAUCGGUCGCAUCGAGGACGUGACACCAAUCCCAUCCGAUUCUACCCGCAGGAAGGGCGGUCGUCGUGGUCGCCGUUUGUAAACAGGCGCCAGACAAAGUAAACCGAAGGAAAACUGCAUAUGUUUAUGUAUGUACAAUAAUAUAGUUGUUUGUGUGCAUAAGAACAUAAAAAUAAAACUGGUAAAACUUAA
Molecule: messenger RNA, 661 nt
Organism: Drosophila willistoni
Lineage: Eukaryota; Metazoa; Arthropoda; Insecta; Diptera; Drosophilidae
Product: 40S ribosomal protein S14a
Exons: 3
Coding region: 96-551 (151 amino acids)
Biological process (GO): ribosomal small subunit assembly; translation; maturation of SSU-rRNA from tricistronic rRNA transcript (SSU-rRNA, 5.8S rRNA, LSU-rRNA)
Cellular component (GO): ribosome; cytosolic small ribosomal subunit
Molecular function (GO): mRNA 5'-UTR binding; structural constituent of ribosome; small ribosomal subunit rRNA binding
Source: RefSeq, a predicted model, not a curated record